ACUCAAGCUAGACAAAUUUGCAACUAACAAGCUAACGUUAUUUCGCUGAAUUCAUUCACACUUUUGGCCAUGUUCCGGAAUCAGUAUGACAACGACACAACCACUUGGAGUCCGCAGGGUCGUCUCUUCCAGGUGGAGUACGCAAUGGAGGCGGUGAAACAGGGAGCAGCCACCGUGGGACUCAAGGGCACCGACUAUGCCGUGCUGGCCGCCCUGUGCCGCACCUCAAAGGACACGAACACGCUCCAGCGGAAGAUCAUGCCGGUGGAUGACCACGUGGGUAUGUCUAUCGCAGGACUAACGGCAGAUGCCCGCGUGGUGUGCCAGUACAUGAGGACGGAGUGCAUGGCAUAUCGGCACUCCUAUAACGCAGAAUUUCCGGUUCGCCGUUUGGUUUCCAAUCUGGGUAACAAGCUGCAGACCACCACCCAGCGCUAUGAUCGUCGUCCCUACGGUGUGGGCUUGCUGGUGGCUGGAUACGAUGAGCAGGGACCACAUAUCUACCAGGUGAUGCCCACGGCCAAUGUGCUCAACUGCAAGGCAAUGGCCAUUGGAUCUCGUUCGCAGAGUGCUCGCACAUAUCUGGAGCGAAAUAUGGAGAGUUUCGAGGACUGCGACAUGGAUGAACUGAUAUGUCAUGCCAUUCAGGCCAUUCGAGGAUCGUUGGGUUCCGAUGAUGUCGAGAAUCUCACCAUAAAUGUGGCCAUUGUGGGCAAGGAUGUGCCGUUUAAAAUGUUUACGGAAGCCGAGAACCAGAAGUAUGUGAAAUUGGUCAAGGCUAUGGAUCCACCUCUGGAGGCGGACCACGAUCCUCUAUCCGAGGAGGGAAUGAGCGAUGAUGACAUGACGGACCACGGACCGAGUAGCAGUGGAGUUCCACCCAAUGAUACAUCUGACAUGGAAACCACUGCAUCCACCGGCGGCAGUGACGCACAUUGAUCUAAUCUGUGAUUAGAAACCCUGACAGAGUAUACUAAAUUUAUUGUUUCGUUAAUAAUGUUAUUAAAGUUUAUAGUUAUU
Drosophila melanogaster (fruit fly) is the source of this 1020-nucleotide messenger RNA. It is a transcript of the gene Prosalpha6T, whose product is annotated as proteasome alpha6 subunit, Testis-specific. Lineage: Eukaryota; Metazoa; Arthropoda; Insecta; Diptera; Drosophilidae. Gene Ontology annotation, cellular component: cytoplasm; proteasome core complex; nucleus. The transcript has a single exon. Gene Ontology annotation, biological process: ubiquitin-dependent protein catabolic process; protein catabolic process. Bases 70 to 939 code for a protein of 289 amino acids. The record is from RefSeq and is marked reviewed.